AUGUUCACAGACAUCUACUGCAUUACUACUAUAGGUAUGUUCCAAAAGACCAUUCGCAUUUUUGUUGUAUUGUAAGUAAGUACCUAUUUGUAAUAUAUUAAUUAUAUAAUUAUAAAUUUGACUUUCAAUAUGGUUUUCGUAAUUUCUCUGUGAGUAAGAUAAACCAAUUAAAAUACGGACGCAUCAAGCAAUUUCAACAGGUAAUAUGUAUCACAUACAUUUCAUUUAUUCAUUCCAUUGUAUUAUUAUUUAAUACAGUUUAAAUACAUUUAAGUGCAAUUUAACAGUUGAUACCAUGUAAACUGAAUUAAUUUCUAUUUUACUUAAUAUUAACACAAUAGCUUAAUUAAGAUCAAACUGGGUACUGCCCAUUAUCGAACAAAACAAUAUUUGUAUUAAAUAAUUAGCACAAUAUAUUUCAUGAACAAUCAAUUUGAGAUUGAUAUACAAUAUUCAAAGACAAGAGUUGUUUUUAUAUUUAUCAUUCUUUAUUUCAAACAUAUUCAUCAAAUAUUUUAAAUUGUAUUUAUUCUGAACACUACACUAUAUUAAUGAUGUAUAUAUAUAUAUUUUAAAACAUUAAUAACUUAAAUAAGUUUGUUUUCAUACAUAGGUAUCCAGUUUGAAAAAAAUUCCAUUCAUUUUAUUAAAUUGAAAAACAUUUCGGGGAUGUCGCAUCAAACUGUCAAAAGACAAAUCGAAAACAUUACGUAUACCAAUGGUUAGUAUAUUGUAUUAUUAUAUUAUAUAUAUGUAUUUUCUAAAUUUUUUAAUUUAGAAAGCAUUAAGAUAAAAAGAGUAAAGUUAACUGUAGUUAAUUUUUAGUUCCCAGAAAGUUAUGUGAUUAACACAAUUGAUUUACAUAGGUAGCAUUAAUAAUUUCUUUGAUAUUAAAUACUUUUGUGAUUAUACAAAUUUAAAAUAAUAUGCUAUGUUUAAUUAUCUAUAUUUUUCAUUUAAGUAUAACUUAAAAUAAUUUUUUAGUUAUAAAAAUACUGUAAUAAAAUAAUUAAUAAUAGAUACAUUUACCUUUGUACUAAUUAUAGUAUAAUAUAAAGUAAAUGUUAAGAUAAUUUCAAAAUAUAAUAUAUUUGAAUUAUUAUUUACACAAAAUUAAAGUAUACCUGUUAUUUAUCUAUCAAUGUAAUUGGGUUUUCCCUUAUAUUUCAUAACUUUGCUGAACAUUAGUACCUCUAAGGCGCUAAAUAAUUAUUGUAUCUAUACUUAUAAGAAACAUGAUUAAUACACUGAUUGCAAAUACUCACCUAUCUAUUGGCCAUGUAGUUUUACUACUCAAAAUUUUAUGCCACUAAAGUUAUCACUGAGCGCUGAUGUUAUUGACAACUUAUUUGUUCCUGCAGGGGGUGUUAACACAUCAUUAACAACUUGUCAAUAUUUCCUUAGCUCUCCCAAUAAUAUCAGGCUAUUACAAGUCAUUUGUUCUUGUGCUUCCACAUAGGUAAAAUCUCUUAUGUUGUUAAAUUUGUCAUGUUUGAAUUUUCGGCUAUUUUUAUAAUAUUGAUAAAAAUUUGUGAAAUAAAGGUAAUAAAAGUUCUGCACAGAGGGGUGAAUUAGGUGGGUCACCUAAUUCAACCUAUACCAAAAUUAACAUAUUAAGUUGAUACUAAUAUUUUAAAAUGUAUUAUUUAUUAAACAAUUAUUAUCUAUUUAUUUAUUAUAUAUAUAUAUUAUAGAUGAUUUAAACAAUGAAGAAUACGAUGUGACUUGGGGUGGAAAAAAAUCUAGAUAUAUUUAUAACUAUACUGCUCUAGAAUUGCCUGAUACAUUUUCAAAUACAGAUGAUUCAGACCAAACAGAAAGCAUACUCAGUAUUCAAACAAAGUCGACAGGUAUAAAAUAUAUUGCAAAUAAUUUAUAAAUAUUUUAAAUUAUGUAUUAAGGGAUAGAAUUUAUUGGUUUCCUAAUGAUAUAUUAUUUAUAUUAGCAGAUACUUUCUAAACUGGUAUAAUUUCAAAAAUAGUUAAUCAAAAUUAUGUAUUUGCGAUAUAUUGUAAAAAAAGAUGCAAGGAUACUAAGUAGUUUAGUUCAAUUUUGAUUAAUUUACAUUAAUAAUUGUUUAACAACCUAUCACUAAAUGCUAGGAUUUUAUUUUAAAAGUUGAAAUGCGAAUAUUUUUUAACUAUCAUUUUAUUAGUUUACCCAUAGAAUUUAUGAUUUACUAUUUAUUAAAUGUUAACUUUUACUUUAUUUUAUCUUUGAUGACAUUAUUAUUAUUGUUUAUUUCUUUAAUAAGAUAAAUAUUGUAUCAUAUUAUAUUUACAUACUAGAUAAUUUAAAUAGUUUCUUUUAUUCUUUUCUAAUAUUAAUAUAAAUUAUGGGAAGAUAUUUAACAUUUUAAGAUUAUUACUCUGAUAAAUAUGUUCUUAUUUGAUAGCAUAGGAUAAUUUUUCAAAAGUAAAUUAGUGGGAUGGUGGAUAUACCAUUGUCACACACAAAUUUAGCUGUUUUUGCACAGCAUUAUUAAGCUUUAUCUGUAAAUCAUUGUAUCCACUGUGUAUAAAUUUGUAAUGAGUUUUAAGUCGGCUCUCAAUCUUUGAACAGCAUUUAAAAUAAAAUAAAUAUAAUGUUUAAACUCUUUACAAAUAAUCAUGGAAAUAGUUCCAUUAAUUUUGACAACUAUAACUUUCGUUGUUUUAGAACCAAUAUAGGUAGCUACAAUAUUCAUAUUUAAAUUAUUACAUUUUUAUUAAGAUUAAUUUAUUACUAAACAUUAUAUAGAUUCUAUUUUAGAUUCCGAGAGACCUGAAGAAGCUUAUGGUUUUACAAAAAUGUUUCUUUUUUUUUCUUUUGUAGACAACUUUUCUACCACAGAUGUUGCUUCGAUUUUUAAGUGUAGCACCAUUUUUAAUAGGAAAUCAGUGUGGAGAGGUACUUUAGAUAGGUCAUUUUUCAAUUUUCUCAACAAAUGUGAUAAACCAAAAAAAAAAAAAAAAAAUAGGAAAAUGUACAAAAUGUAGGUAUUAAUUAAAUAAAAAUAUUACUGCCUUCUUUUUUUAUGUGACGACUUUCCUACAAGCAAUUUUGUACUGAUUUACAAUGAUAACAUUUUUUAUAAAAGAAAAUCUAACUGGGAGGGAGGUACUUUAGAGAGGUAAUUUUUCGGUUAGGUUAAUUAAAUAUAACUGAAGAAAAUAUAUAAUGCCUAGUAAAUUAUUUUAUCAUAAUAUGAAAUACAGUGUGUCCUGCCAUGUUUGACAGAUUUUUCUAGAGCUAUUAAUAUAAAAUAUUUUUCAAUAUUUUUUUUUUUAUUAGUAUUACUUUGAGGGGGACAAAGAUUUGGAGAAAAAUUAAAUUUUUAUUUUCAUCCCCUAAACACAAAAAUGAGUAACUUAUAACUAUACAAAAUUUUCAAAAUAUUUACAAAAUGUAACCAAAUUACAUUAAUUGUAUUUUGAAUUACUUCAUUUAUUUGUAUAAAUCUAUGUGGUAUUGGGUUAUGAGAAGAGCCUCACCUUGAUUCUAACAUAUUAUAUUAAAAAUUUGAAUCAAUUUUAUUUGAGCAAACUUUAUUUAACUAAAUAAUUAUGUAUACUUGACUCAAUAUUUUAUUAUUAAGUAUAUAUAUUUUAAUUGAUCUUCAAUUUUUUAGCUGAACUCCUCAGUGAUGAUGAUUUGUCAUCAAAUGUGAGUAGUUGUGGAAGCAACUGUCAAAAAUGUGAAGAUUCUAGUCAAUCAAAUCUAACUGAAUUUGAUGUAGUUAGCUCAUCGCCAUCACCAUCACCAUAUGGUGAUUUCAUAAAGAAUUUUACUUCUGAUUCUUCUUCAGUUGUAGACUAUGAGGUGAAAAUUGAAUAUAUAUAAUGUUUUUUUUUCUUUUUAAUGUGUUAAAUAAUAUGGUCUGUUAAGUAUUAAACUUAGGUUAAUGUUAGAUGUUUAGAUAAAACAAAUGUUUAAUCAUAAUAGCUUAUAUAUAGUUGCCACCACUUUCAGAAACCUAGAAAAGUCAAAGAAUAUCUGUUAUUUUAAUAAAUUUAGUAAAAUAAAUUGUCAUUUAUUUGAUUACAAGAUCUUAUAUAUUUUUUUCAAUGGUUUUAUGAUAAUAAAAAAUAGAUACAGAAUAAUUCACUAAGGGUGCUCAACCCAGUUUUUUGGCUAAAUUUUUAACUUUUUUUAAAACAAAUACUUUUGAAUACUUAGAUUUUUCACAACAUUUAAAGAGUAUCCUGUGGCUAUGUCAACUUUGGUUUUUCAAAUGAAAACUUAUAUUAAAAAUUCCAUAAAUAGAUGGAGUAUUACUUUAAAUAAAUUUUGGUGUCAACAUUUUUAAUUUCAAUAGGUCAAGGGAGAGGAGUGGUGCAUUAAUAAAAGGCUUCGUGCCUUGCUGCCACACAAAAAUGAUACUAUUAUGGCUUUAACUACUCUUAAAAAUUCCAAAAGUAAAUAUAUAUAUAUAAACUAGACAAUUUAUCAGAAUUAUUUUCAAUUUAGUUUUUGGGCUGUAAUUCAAUUAAAAAUGUAUAGAUAAUUGAAAUGUGGACAGAAAACUUACAUUUGCUUUUUCGAUAUGUCAUACAAUUUUAAAAAUAUUUAAUUUAUUUUUGAGCUGUUGACAGACAUUUUAAUUUUGUGAGUUUUUUACAUAAUUUAUACAAUGUAAAUAGGAACUCUGUGAUUAAUCAUAAGACCAAACAGAAAUUAUUGAAAAUUUAACAAGAGGUUCAUUAGAAGUCUUACUUUGUGGUAAAAAAAAAAAUCUAAUGUACAUUUUUUUUAUAAUAAUUAUUUUAAUAUCAAAUUUUGACAAAAAGUUUAAACAUUUGAGCCUUUUAAAAUAUAUAUAAUUGAAAUCUGCUUAUAAUCAUUUUUUAUGAGCAAUGAUUAAUCAUACAGUUAUGAAUUAAAUUCCUCUCUAUAUCCUACCUUCUCAAUUUGAAAUUUACAACAUCAAUGAAGUAUUAUGUCUCUUUUUUAACACCUUAUGCAAAUUAAAUUUUAUUAUUUUAGUUAUUUUUAUGAUUAAGGCUAAACUAACUAAUACCAUAUUUAAUACCUUAAACUAAAAUUAUAUUUUAUUAACAUUCUAUAGAUAUUGAAUUAUUAGAUUAUUGAAUUCAUUACUGUUAACACUAUACAUAUUAAGUAAACCAUUAAUUAUAAGACUUCAUGAUAAAAUAUUAUAAUUGUUUUUUUUUUUUUUUUACCUAUAAUAAUUAGACAAUUUAUUUAAAUUUAGGUCCCAAACAAAUGUAUAAUAUUGAAUGAACUUUCAAAUAGUAGUGAUAAUGGAUACUUGCCUGAUGAUACAGACAUCCAAGGCGCUAUUAAAUGUACAAAUUUACCACCUCCAGCAUGCUUUCAAACAUGUCUACAGUGCAGAAAGGAAAACCCAAAUCCAUAUUUCCAGUAUUGUUUUAUAUGUUUCAGAGUAAGUAAUCUUAUCUUUUUAUUACAUAGAUCAAUUUGUUUAUUCAUUUUAUGCUUAUAUAAUAUACAUAUUAUUUUAUGUUAAUUUAAUUUUCUUCUCCUUUACCUUAUUCCUAACUUGCGGUCACCCACUUUUGUCCUAAAUUUCCACUUAAUCCAAUCCUCACAUCUUUCUACAUAUACCAGCCAUCCUCAUAUCAUUCUUAAAGCUGUUUCACAUGAAGCAAAUGUUCAUAUGAAGAAUAUGAUUUAGAGUCACAGUGGUUUUUAAUUUCUAAUUUUAUUUCAGUUCCACACUGUAGACAUUUUUUGAUAAGUAAAAAAAAAGUUGAAUAAUCAUAUCAAGUGGUACAUGAAAAAAUGUCAAAAUGUGUUAAUUGUAGUGGAUAUGAAAAGGUUGAGAACCGUCAGACUAUUAAUCACUCAAUACAAAUGACCAGGAAACAUUAUUUCCUGCCAAUUUUCAAAUCAAAUAAUUAUUUUUUAUUUUAUAUUUAGUAGUGCAGAUAUCUUGGAACAUUCACCUAAAAUUAAACAAGAGCGAUUUCUUGGGAUUGUUCGGGACCUAUAUUCAUGUGGUGUAUAUAUGUUAACUUAAAUAUAUCUGUUUAAUUUUGAGUGAAUGUUUGUAGCAAUUUUAAAUCUUGAACAUUUGCUUUGUGUAAACCAGCCUUUAAUCACAUCCUACUACUUAUUUUAGUCUUCUCCUUUUUUUUUUAUUUUUAUUAAAAUUUUUACUACUUCAAAAAUCUCUCUCUCCAUUACAUACACAAACUAUCUAAAUCUAUGCUCUCUCAUUUUGUCUACUAUCAAAGCUAUGUUUAAGCUACCUCAUAUAGUUACUCAUUCUUUAUCCUAACUUCUCUCAUCACUCCACCCAUCCACCUAAACAUUCUCAUAUGUCCUACACUCAUUCUCUGUUCUAUUUUUCUACUUCCAGCUCAACACUCUGUUACAACUAUACAAUAUAGUUGGUCCAUAAAACUGUUUUAGAAUUUAUUUUUAAGUCUCAUUGUAAUCUUUUUGUUAUUCAAACCACUUUGCACUUCUCUUGAUUUUAUCUAACCACACUUAAUCCUAUGUUUUACAUCCUUUUCAUAGCAUUCUUUUAUACACAAAAUCCUUACUGCUUAUUGUCAUUAGCUGUCUUGUUAUUCUUAUCUCAUACCCUAUAUAAUCAAUUUUACUUCUACUUAUUCUCAGUCUCCUGUUUCAAUUGCUAAAUUGUAUUCUUUAAGCCUAUUGUUAACUUUUGCCAGAUUUUCUUCUAUCAAAACUAUACUAUCUGCAAUCACCAUGCACCCUAGUUUGGGUAUCUCCUCUUAUUCCCUUCUUAACUUCAUUUAACAAAAAACAUGUUAAGGCUCAAGACUGAACAUUGAUGUACUCCUGCUCCAACCACAAAAUCUUCUAUUAAUCCACAAACACUUCUUACACUCAUAACUCGUAUUUGAACCUUCAUACAUCAUAUCCUUUAUUAAACUAAUAUACAUAUCUCGGAACUCCUUUUAUUAUUAAUGCUCACAUCAGAACCUCUUCCCACACUUUGCCAUAUGUCUUGUAUGAAUCCAUUAACCAAAACCAAAACCAUUAAUUGGUUUUUAUUCUUCUCUGUACUUUUUUACUACAUGUCUCACACACACCAAACUGGUUUUUAGAUAUUAAUGCCUCACUUUUAUUUCUAUUUUCUAUAAAUUUGUUACUAAAUCUUCACACUAUAGAUACUUAUAAAUUUAUUCCCGGAUAUUAAUAUUUGAGUAUUUUUAAUUUAAUAUCAUUGUAACUGGAAAUAUCAUAAUUAUUGUAGGAUAGAUAGAUCCAAAAAUAAAGACACUACUGUCUAACUUAAACUAGUAUACUAUUAAUUAUUAUAAUUUAUAACUAUAGUGAUUGAUCAAAUCUUGAUUUUUAACAUCAAAUCUAAUGGGUAACUAAACAUUAACCAUAUUUUUUGAAAAAAACCAAUUAAUCCUAUGAGCAUUUCCAAUUAUACUUUAAUUUAAAUUUGUUCAUAUAGAUAUAAAAUAUAAACCAACAAUAAUUACAAUUACUUUUUAUUAUUACUUUAAAUUUAAAUUUUAUGUAAGUCAAAAUUAUAAUUAUAUUUUAAAAAAGUUUGAUAAAUUAAUACUGAUAAAAUCUAAGUUAGGUACAUACUCAGUUUUUAAUGAUUAAUUAGAUCUUAAUAUUUAUAACAUUAUACCAUUAAAAUGUUAAUAAUUUUUAAAAAUAAUUUCUAUAGACAUGAAAAUAACUGUCAAAACCAGUAAGUCUGGUGUGACAAAUAUUUUCUAGUUCAAAUUUCCAACUGAACAGAACCAAACCUUUGUAAGUGAUCAACAUAACUUAAGACAAUUAGUAACUCUCAAAUUGUACAUUACUCUUUUUUUUUUUUUUUGAUUGAUAAUUCCAUUAAUAUAUGCAGUAAAAAUAAAUCAAUGUAACAUUUUAAAACUAAUUUCUCAAAUGUUUUAAAAAGCUAAUAAUGAAUAAAGUUUAUACUUUCUAAGAUAAUAAGUGUCUCAUGUUAUGUUAAUUGCCCUGUAUAUAUAUAUAUAUUUCCAGAAUUUAGUAAUAAUGGUAUUUCAUGUGUAAUAAAAUAAUACUAUUUGACAUUUUUAGAAUCGUAUGGAAUUUUUUAAGAACAAACCAAACCCAAAGCGUCAAAACAAAAGACUUUCCAAAAAAUCUAAUUGUAAAAACAAAUUAAAAGAUGCUCAAGAUUCUGGUGUAUUUUUUUCUCAACAUUCAGAUACUUUGACUCCAGAAGAAAAUGAUAAUUCUCAAAAUGGAAAAACAAUUAGUGCUGACAACGUUGAAUUAACUCAAAACCUAUGUAACAUAUGUUUAGUUAACCCAAAAAAUGGUGUUUUUAACCACGGAAAAAUUGGACAUAUUUUUAGCUGCUACCAGUGUGCUAAGCAAAUUCGGCGCAAGUCCAAUAGAUGUCCUGUUUGUAAUAUAAAAGUUCAGUUUGUUACCAAAAUGAUUACUGUUUAG
This is a messenger RNA of Cinara cedri, 8385 nucleotides long. The record is from the annotation of a GenBank genome assembly. NCBI's taxonomy places the organism in Eukaryota, Metazoa, Arthropoda, Insecta, Hemiptera, Aphididae.